UGAGUAUCAUGCGGAUUUAAAAUCUAUUUCAUACAGCAAAUAAUAUUUGAUUUACAACAAGAAUGAAGUAACACUACACGAAUAGCGCGAAUAGAUUUUCUAAAUUCUAGUUAUAAAUCUUUCCACAUUAUAUGUGUGUAUUGAGUAUGUUAUUAAAUUGGAUAAUUGUGAAGUCCUUUCAAGUGUGACGCAGACUUGUGCCAAGUAAAUAUUUUUAUAUUCAUACUAUUUAAUUUACUUAUACAUACAGACAUGUAGUGAAUAUUACGUGAUGGUAUUUUGAACAAUCGCCCUCGUUUUUUAUAUAUAUUUUUAAUAAUAACUCUCCUCCAGUUUUGUUUCCCGGAAGUAGGUUAAGUAGUGAAUGACGGUAUGCGGGUAUUUCGAUUAUCAAGUAUUGAGUGAGCGCAAGUGGAAAGAAAUACAGAUCGCGCACACGCUCGGCUGUCUGUGAACUCUGGAGAGGAAUGGAGUGGUUGAAUGUGAAAAAAAAUAAAGCAUGAAACACAUUUAAUAAGAGUUUUACUGUCAAUUAUAAUGAAACUAAAAUAACGAGCACUAAGGUCUAAGUAAACAUUAACAAGCACUGAGUGCACGUGAAGUAUUACAGUUCAUGAGAGCUAUAAAAUAUUAUCGAAUAAAAUGAAUGAUCCUCUCAACAGUGUGCUCAGUGUGCUCGCGGUAGCGGUGUAUCGACAGGUAGGUAUAAUCUUACAUAAAAAACCGUCGCGGGCCAGAACUCAGUAGACGUGUUGGCGGCUUACUAUACUUAAUAAACGUAAUGUUUCUCGCUCUUACAUGCCAAGUCGAUUAAAUGCACGUUAGAUACCUGUUUGUAGUUUUGCAACAUAUAAAGUAUAUUGCGGGUAAAAAUAUCACAGUCCGCUGAUGGACGAGACCUCUCCUAUAGCAUCCCGUUGAGCUAGAUCUUCAGUUCUCAACCAACAUCUCCCCGUCACCUCAAUGACUCAGAACACCGUCAACCUGCACGUGUUGAACGCCACCAUCGAGGAGUUGGACGUGUCCCAGUCCAUCUUCCGUCGCCUCACAUCCAUGGCGCUCACUGACGGAAACAUCGGGAGGAUUGUUGGCCAGUUCCCUAAGUACUCGUCCAUCGCGUGCCUGAACAUCUCCAACAACAACCUGAGCUCGGCCACGGUGGGCGGUCCUCAGCCGGUUCAGCGCCCCUUCGCCUAUCUCUUCACCCUGUCCGUCCUGGACGCCUCCGCCAACAACCUCACGGAGUUCCCCCUCAGCCUCAUGCAGAGCAACCGCAAGAUAUUCCUGGAUCUCUCUGGUAACAAUUAUCUUCCGUGCAAACACUUCCUAAUAGCCAUGGAGGCCAACAACAGUUCCUUGGUGACCUUCCUCAACUAUAAUCGAACUUUCUGCGCUCUGGACCUCUUAUUCAACUGGUUCACUGAGCUGCAGAUAGUGCCCAUCGAUCACCUCCGGGUACAGAAAGAGGUGAACGCGAGCUGUCUGAAGAUCCGUCCCGCGGAGUCCCGCUGCUCGUGCGCCCCGGACCGCCUGGAGCUGCUGGACGGCGCCGUCACCAACGUGGUGGCCGUGGACUGCUCCCGGAGACACCUGCAGCAGAUGCCCACCAACCUGCCGCCUAACACCGUCAAGCUCAACGUCUCCUACAACAAUAUAACGUCUCUCCAAGCGGUGUCGGACGAUCCGUCGUACGAGCACCUGAGGAACCUGUUGGUGGACCACAACGACAUCACCAGCAUCGUGGACCUGGAGGGGACCAAGUUCAUAGACAACUUCAUGGUGUUCUCCAUCACCAACAACAAGCUGAAGACUAUUCAUACAUACGUGUUGUCAAAUCGCUUCGACACCACCGGACCGUCGUUUCUGAUCGCGAACAACUACAUCCACUGCGACUGCAACACCGAGAAGGUGCUGAAGCCCUGGUUGCUUGAAAACCUGAAAAGCAUACCUGACUACAAGAGUCUGGAGUGCGAGGACAACAUGGGGCCGGUGGUGGACCUCAAGGAGUUCCAGGUGUGUCACACGCCCAGGGACUGGACGGACUACAUCUACUACAUCAUCGGCCUGGAAGUGCUGGUCCUGGUGCUGUUGAUAAGCAAAGUCUCCUACGACUACUGGGUCUUCAAAACCGCCGGCUACCUGCCCUGGCCCGCCAACAAGAUGCCGAGGCUGCCCUGUGAUUGGUUGUGCGAGUGACGUUCAGUGUGAACUUGCCUUAAAUGUCAAUAUUAUCUGUCGCUUCAAGCUUUUAAUGACAAUUCAUAUAGAAUGUGGUCUGUGGUUUUUGACGUUUUGACUUUCGAACACGCCCAACAGCGGCUGUUUAAAUAAUUUAACUCGUCAGCGUAGUUACAGAGCGAACUGAGUCACCGAGUUACAGGACGGAGUGACUUGUUUAUAAACUACCGUCGUUAAGACAGUUCGGCGCCAAUUUAGGAACGAGGCCUUAAUAAUAAUGAAUGUAUUUUCAUAUUAAACUGUUGUUAUAAUAUUGAUUAGUGAACGCGUAGAGUAGAUGUAUGUACCAAAAAUAUCAUUUAGUUUAUAAGAAAACUGAAACCUAAAGCCUACCGCUGCGAGGCCAUGUUGUUAUGUGUAUAUGUAUAUUGAGAAAAACAUAUUUUGUUAAAGAUUUAUUGUGACGGAGUCAGAUAUUUAUUUAUAAGACAUUUAGCAAAUGAAAUGAGAUCAAAUUUUUAAAUAAGAAUGUCUGGAAUACUGUUGAUUCUAUUGCUGUUCAUGAAGUAACUGUUAAGGAAGGUCAUGGUACUUUCAUAGACGAAACAAAUAUGAGGUAGAUUGUCAGUAGAAACGAUAUGUUUAAAGCAUAGACUAGUGUUCGUAAGUUCCGGUAACCUUAUCGAUAAUGAUCCGCGUCGAGGCUGGUCCGCGUGCCAUAUCGCUUACACUAGUCGCCGGGCAGACGCGGCGCUGGCUCAGGACGUCGUGUGUAAGCCACUCAAGACUGUAUAUGUUUAUUUAAUGACUUAGUAAAGGGUUCAAUACUU
Danaus plexippus (monarch butterfly) is the source of this 3008-nucleotide messenger RNA. It is a transcript of the gene hfw, whose product is annotated as protein halfway. The transcript is spliced from 8 exons. NCBI's taxonomy places the organism in Eukaryota, Metazoa, Arthropoda, Insecta, Lepidoptera, Nymphalidae. Gene Ontology annotation, molecular function: protein binding. Bases 964 to 2196 code for a protein of 410 amino acids. The record is from RefSeq and is a predicted model, not a curated record.